Plasmodium adleri (nom. inval.) is the source of this 5007-nucleotide messenger RNA. RefSeq names its product conserved Plasmodium protein, unknown function. Lineage: Eukaryota; Apicomplexa; Aconoidasida; Haemosporida; Plasmodiidae. Gene Ontology annotation, biological process: double-strand break repair. Gene Ontology annotation, molecular function: ATP hydrolysis activity. The transcript has 3 exons. The record is from RefSeq and is a predicted model, not a curated record. Bases 1 to 5007 code for a protein of 1668 amino acids.
AUGAAUGGUAAGGAAGAAAUUAAUAGCAUAUCAACAAAGAAUAUUUCGACAAAUGAGUUAAAUGAAAAUAUAAAUGGUAGCUUAAAUAAUAAGAAAAGAAAAAAGGCACAAAUAGGAUAUGGAAAUGAUGAUAUAAGUGGUGAUAUAAAUGGUAAUAUGGAUGACAAUAAAAAUGAUAAUAAAAAUGAUAAUAAAAAUGAUAAAAUGGAUGACAAUAUGAAUGAUAAUAUGGAUGACAAUAUGAAUGAUAAUAUGAAUGACAAUAUGAAUGACAAAAAAAAUGUUGUAAAUAUGAAGGAUUUAUUUGCUAGCGAAAGCGAAAGUUUAAAGGAUGAAGAUGAUAGUAAGGAUUCAUUAGUUGAUUUUAAGAGCCCUAAAAAAAAAAAGUCAUCAGAUAAAGAAAAAAGAGAUAUAAAGAAUAAGAAGAAUAUGAAUAAUAUAGAAAGUAUGAAUAAUUUAGAAGAGAACGUAUUAAAUAAUUCUAUAAGAGACCAAUUGGAUGAUGAGAUAGAAAAUGAUAUAAGUGGUAUGAAUGUAUUAUUAGACGAUGUAGAUUUAGAAAGUUUUUAUGGUAGUACUGGAAAAAUAAUAAAAUUAAGAAUAAGGAAUUUUUUAAAUCAUGAAAAUUUAGAAUUAACAUUUAAUUGUUAUAAAAAUAUAAUAAUUGGAAAAAAUGGUAGAGGUAAAAGUGCAAUUGCACAAGCUGUUGCUGUUGGAUUAGGUAGUCAAGGCAAACAUGCAGGAAGAGAUAUAAAUUUAGCUAACUAUAUAAAAGAUUAUGAUAAGAAUAAAAAGAAUUUAGUAUGUUCUAUAGAAAUAUUUUUAUCAAAUUCUGGAAAUAAUGCUUAUAAACGUGAUAUAUAUGGAGAUGUAAUUGUAAUAAAAAGAAUGUUUUCUUCUCAUUCUAAUAAAUUUUAUUUAUAUGGAUUACAAAAAAAUAUUUACACAUCAGAUAUAACAAGGGAUAUGUUAGAAAAAAAAAAAAAAAAAAGUGAACAUAUAUCCCCCAAUAAAUAUGACAAUAAUAAUGAUGAUAAUAUUUAUAAUGAUGAUAAUAUAUUGGGUAGCAAAAAUAAAAACAAUAAAUUUAAUCAAAAUAAAUAUGUAAGAAAAAAGUCAUUCAUUGAGAAUUAUUUAAAUUUUAUCAAACUUAAUAUUAAAAGUCCAUGUGUAUAUUUAGAUCAAGAAAAAGGAAAACAAUUUUUUUCAAAUAUAACAGCAAAAACAUUACAUAAAUUUUUUAUGACUUCAGUAGGUUUAAAUAUUGUAGAAGAGGAAAUUGAAAAAGAAGAAGAGCUUUUAAACAACUGUUUAAUUAAAAUAAAACAAAAAGAAUUAUUAUUAAAUCCAUUUGAAGAAGAAUUAAGAAUAUCACGUGAAAGGAAUAUGUUGUUAGAAAAGAAUUUCAAUAUAUUAUAUUUAUAUGAUUGUAAUUAUAAGAAAAUAAUAUUUUAUGAACUAUUAAAAACUUGUAUUUUACAUUUUAAUGAAUAUAUAAAAUAUGAAAGUAUUAAAAAUGAAAAUAUUUUAUAUAGUAUAGAAUUUAAAAUGAAUACUUUAAUAAAUAAGAAUGAAGAUAUAAAAAAUGAAUUAAAAGAUGUGCUACAUAAAGAUUAUAAUAUAUAUAAUGAUAUAAUAAAAAAGAAUAUAGAUAAAAUAUUUAAAUAUAAUAAUAUGAUAAAUGAAUUAAGUAAUAUAAAAAUAAAACAUAUACAAAGAAAAGAUGAAAUUCUUAAUUAUCUUAGUUCAUUUGAAAAAGCUAAAGAUAAUAAAAAUAUUGUUCAAGAAUAUAUAAAUAAAUAUGAAUCACAAAUUAAUUUAUUAAAAGAAAAAAUUAAAACAGAAAAUGAUAAAGAACUUGAACUUAUUAAAGAAAUUAAUAAUAAAGAAAAUUCAAUAUAUGAAAUGAAUUAUUUAAUAAAUAAGUAUCAAAAUAAUAUUGAUGAUAUUAAUAAAAAGAUAAAAUAUAUAUCUAUGCAAUCAAAUAAAUUACAAAAAAUUAAAAAUAAUGAAAUAAAAAAGAAAAUAUAUAUAUAUGGAUAUGAUAUAUAUAAUGUAAGAAAUAAUAUUAUAAAAUAUUUUAACAUGACAACUAUCAUGUCUGAGAAAAAUUCAUAUCAUGAUAAUUUGACAAAUGAUAAGACAAAUGAAAAUAAUAAUAAUAUUAAUAAUAAUAAUAUAUUGAUGGAUGAGAAAAAAAAUAAAAACAAUUCUUCAAAUAAUAAUAAUUCCUUUUAUUUUAAACAUGAACCUAUAGGUCCAGUAGGUGAAUACAUAAAAUUAAAAGGACCUGUUGAAAAUACAAAAAUUUUAUCUAUUAUAGAAAAACAUUUAGGUGAUAUAUUUUAUUCAUGGCUUGUCAGUUGUUAUGAAGAUAAAAAUCAUUUGAAUAAAAUGGAUAUAGAAAAUAAGAGUAAAUUUAAUAUAAUCAUAACUAAUGCAUUCAUGCAUGUUAAUCGAGAGAAACUAUUACAAAAUAUAUAUUUUUUAUUAAGUCGUAUUAAAGGUAAUACCAUAUAUUCUUUUUUAGAUAUCGAUUUAUUGCCUACACCUUUAUUAUUUUAUCUAUAUGAUAAUUUUAAAAUAUUACAGACUCUAAUAUGUAAAAAUUCUAAAGAAUUACAAGAAUUAUUACAUGUAAAUGAUAAAAAAAUUAUAAAGUCUAUAUAUGUCAUAGACGAUUUUGUAUUAGUAAAAAUAUUAUCAAAUGAAAGUUUACAUUAUAUUCCAUCAAAGCAGGAAUAUUAUAAAGAUGUUCUUUUUUUGAAAUGGACUAAGGAUGAACAGAAAACGAACAAUAAUAUGGAAAAUGAAAAGAAAACACAAAGUGAAAUAAAUAAUAAUAAUAGUAAUAAUAAUAAUAGUAAUAGUAAUAAUAAUAGUAAUAAUAAUAAUAAUAAUAGUAAUAAUAAUAAUAAUGAUGAUGAUGAAGAAAAAAAAAAAAAAAAUCUUGUUGAACAUCUUAAUUUGUUGCAAUCAGAAUUUCAAACAAACGAAGAACAAAUUAAAGAACUAGAAAAAACAAAAAUUCAAAAAGAAGAUGAAAUAUCCAACAUGUCCAAGAAAAUAUUAUCUUAUAAAAAUGUUGUUAAUAGUUUAAACGAAUCAUUAGAAAAAUGUAAAUAUUCUCAAGAUGAAUUAAAAUAUGAAUUAAAAAAUUUAGAUGAAUUAAAAGCUAACCAUGAUAAUAUUUUUUCAGAACAAUUAGAUAUCGAAAUAAAAGAAAAAAAUAAUGAUAUUAAAGAAAUUGAUGAAUAUAUAAAAGAUAUAAAUGACUAUAUAAGCAUCUUAGAAACAAAAAAGGAUAAGGCAUUAAAUAAUAAUAGUUUAUAUAAAUAUUUUAUAUCUACACAUAAGGAAUAUUUAAAAAAAAAAAAAGAAAAUGUUCAAUAUAUAAUAGAAGAAUAUGAUAAUUUGAAAGAAGUAUUAAUUAAAUUAGAAAAAGAUAAACUUAAAAAUGAUGAAAUCGCAUCAAAAAAAAAAAAAAAUUUUAUCAUAUCAAUAAAUAAAUUACAUAGUAUAUAUUUCGAAUCGAUACGUAACACUUUUGAUUUGGAUCAAAUAUUUUUGAGAAAUCCAUUUUUAAUAUUGAAGGAUAAAUAUGAAAACUGGACUAUAACAAAUGUAAUCAUAAGGAGAAAAAAAAGGGAGGAUAAUAUAAAUGUGGGGGAUAUUAUGAAUUAUGUGAAUAAUUCAAAUGAUAAUAAUCAUCACAAUGAUGAACACAAUGAUGAUCAUAAUGAUAACCACAAUGAUAAUCACAAUGAUGAUCACAAUGAUAAUCACAAUGAUAAUCACAAUGAUAACCACAAUGAUGAUGCUAUAAAAACCAGUUGCACUUCUAUCGAAGAAAACAAAUUAAAUGAAAAUUAUCAGAUAGAAACUAUUUUUGUCAUUCAUAAAAAUCCAGCAAAUAUAACAAAAUAUGAUGAACAGCAUAUUAAAGUGAAUAUUCCUUUGUCAUGUUUAAAUUCUUUUAAUAAAAUUUUUAUGUCUUCAAAAGGUGAAGAAGAAAAUAUGUUAGAAAACAGCAAAGACAGUUAUAAUAAAAGUGUAAUAAAAGUGGGGAAUAAUAAGGAAGGUGAAAUAGAAGUAUUAAUAGAAUUAGAAGAAUAUGUAAAAAAAAAUAUUGUGAGUAAUGUUUUAAAUGAUAAUAUAAAACAAGUAGAUAAUAUGGAUCAGAAUAAUAGAGAUCCAAAUAACAUAAGUGAUGAUAAUAAUGAUAAAUAUUAUGAUGAAAAUAAUAAAAUGAAUGAAAAGUAUCAUAGUAUAAUAGAAAGAAAUAUUUUUGAAAAUGAUUCAAUAGAUAUGUUAAAUGAAAAAUAUGAAGAUAUAUUAUGGAAAAAAAGAUGUAAUAAAAAAAAAGAAAUAUUAGAAAUAUUAAAAAUGCAUGGAUAUAUAGAAAAAGAAAAUAAUACAGAUAAUAAUUUAAAAGAUUAUUAUAAUAAUUUAAUUGAACAAUAUAUAAAUGAUGAAAAAAGUUUUGAAAAACAAUUAAAACAAAUAUCUGAUUUAAGAAAUAAUUAUGAUAUGCACUUUUCUAAUAUCACAUUAAGAAAAUCUAAAUUUCUAGAUAUUCUAGAAAAAACAAAAAAUCAAAUCACAUUACAUUUUAAAAAUAUGUUAAAACUUAUGAAUAAUUAUAAAGGAAAAAUUGAAUUUGAUGAUAUAAAUAGAAAUCUAAAAGUCAUGGUAUCAAUUAAUCAGGAUAUUUCAAAUAAUGUUUAUAUGGAAAUUAAUUCUUUAUCAGGAGGAGAAAGAUCAACCAUACAAAUGGCUUUAUUGGCUUCAUUUUCUUUAACAGAAUCUUCUUCAUUUCAUAUUUUUGAUGAAUUAGAUGUAUACAUGGAUGAGCUUACCAGAGUCAAAAAUAUGAGACUCUUUUGUGACUUUGUUGAAAAGAAUAAUGAUAAACAAUAUUUUUUUAUAACACCUCACAUAGAAAUAACUGAAUUAUUUUUAGGUGAUGCGAAGCAAAAGAAGGCUAAAAUAUUAAACUUAUCUUAA